CGGCGGCCGUUCAGAAUGUCGAGGGCGCGAGGGGGCGGGGGAGCAGUCCCUCCCUCCGGCGGACGCGCAGCGGCAGCAGCUGCUGCUGCGGGAGGAGAGGAGGCGGCGCCUGUGUCGGCGCUGGAGGUUGUGUCCUUCCUAGGAAAACUCCUGUGCGCAGUCGCGGCACUGAAGGCGGCUCUCUACCUGCUUCGCAGAGUCUGUGUAGCGAUGGCCUGGAAGUCUGGAGGCGCGAGCCACUCGGAGCUCAUCCACAACCUCCGCAAAAAUGGAAUAAUCAAAUCGGAUAAAGUAUUUGAAGUAAUGAUUGCAACAGAUCGUAGCCAUUAUGCAAAAUGUAACCCGUAUAUGGAUUCUCCUCAGUCAAUAGGAUUUCAAGCUACAAUCAGUGCUCCACAUAUGCAUGCAUAUGCUCUAGAACUUCUAUAUGAACAAUUACACGAAGGAGCCAAAGCCCUUGAUGUAGGAUCUGGAAGUGGUAUUCUUACUUCAUGCUUUGCCCGGAUGGUUGGUCCCAGAGGACGAGUUGUAGGAAUUGAUCAUAUCAAAGAAUUAGUUGAUGACUCAAUAAAUAAUGUCAAAAAGGAUGAUCCUCUAUUGCUGUCUUCAGGAAGAGUGAAACUAAUUGUGGGGGAUGGAAGAUUGGGAUAUCCAGAAGAAGCUCCAUAUGAUGCUAUUCAUGUUGGAGCUGCUGCACCUGUUGUACCACAAGCACUUAUAGAUCAAUUAAAACCUGGUGGAAGGUUAAUAUUACCUGUUGGUCCUGCUGGAGGAAACCAGAUGCUGGAACAAUAUGAUAAGCUAGAAGAUGGCAGUGUCAAAAUGAAGCCUCUGAUGGGAGUGAUAUAUGUGCCUUUAACAGAUAAGGACAAGCAAUGGUCCAGGUGGAAGUGAUUUUCAGUUCAACUUUCUUCCUCCACGUACUUGCAUAUACAAGGGAUGAAAUGUAAAAGCUACAACAUCUGAUCCAAACAUAGUGUUAACAGUGGACUGCUCAUCUCCAAUUCUUAAAAGCUUUUUCCAAACCAACAGCAUUGUGGCUUGUUUUGGACCGUGUUACACUGUUAUCAGCAUGGAAAAGUGGUUUUUUUUUUUUUUAAUUUUGUAGAGAUUUAAUGCAAAUCUGAUAAUGAACUGAUGAAAAAAAAUUAAAUCGGGGCAAAUUGUUUCCUUUUAAUAUGCCCUUAUUUUCACCUGUUUAAGGAAGUGAUAUAUGUCUGCAGAUGUGCAGAUAUACCUGCAAUUUAUCUCCUUUUAUUUUUUGAUUCGGAAACUUUGAACAUUUCAGCUCUGGUGUUUGUUCAUCAAACUGCUUAUCUGCAUUUUCUUAUGCUAUCUGCACACUUAAGAUUUGUGUUCAGCUGACUCCUAGAUCCUACUAAAAUGAGAUGAAUUUCUUCAAAGCUGUCAACGUGGUAUUAUAGACUAGCAUGUAGCAUAUACAAUCAGCUGCUUUUCUUCCCAUUGAUGAAAUCAGACAUCAUGUAUAUACACUUGAAAGCAUCAACAAUGAUAACAUUUAUUUUAUGUUGCUGUUCAGGAUGGACAUAACUGACAUAGUUCCUCUCCUUUCCUUGUAGCAUAGCUAAGAGAUUCAUAGCUGAGUAUUAUUUCUAGCUGAUUCACAGACUUGAAGUACCUGAGUGUAAUACAACAAAUACUGUGUAAGUUAUGUCCUAAUCAUUGAACAGUUACGCAGUACUGCUUCGCCAAAUAAAAGCAAAAGCAAAAAGGUGUGGCAAAUAAUGUUUUCAAUAGAGAUGGUCCUGGGUAGUUGAGAGGUUGCUGAAAAUACUUCUACCAAUAGUUCACUUUUCCCAGUAUAGAAGUUCUCCAAGGUGCUCAUCUUGCAUUGGAAAAACAUGUUCAGUUAUCCUAUUACACUGAUCACUAAACCAGCUUCAGAGUUUCUGCAGUGUCCCAGAAGACACCUGCAAAUAUUACAAAGAAUGAAAAAAACCAAGCCCACCAACCUUUAACAGAUGCUACCGGGAUAGAAGUGUGUGCUCUAUAUUCAACUGUUAUUCCAUAUGAUAGUAAUGUCAAUUAUAUUGAUGAAUAAGCCUGUACAUUUCUAAAACAAUUUCUGAAGAGUUUUUUUUCUGUUUAGUUCGAGGAAAAAUGAAUAUAUACACUUACCAUACAACACAAGCCCAUUGAUUCUGAUUUUAAAAGCAAUUCAAGUUUACUCCAUCUUCAUAGGAGUAUGGUGCCAUUUGAAAAACAAAUAUGUUAAUUCACCAAAUAUUUCAAUUUAAAGUCUUAGUACCGUAUCACUGCUGUUGUAAUUGGGAAGCCAAUUUUAGUGUUUUGCCUUGGACAAAAUUAUUUAUUUAGGGGUUGAAUAGAAUAACUUUGAGAUGAACAAGGAUAACACGUCUGAGAGAUGCAAAUUCUGCUCUUUCCCUAACUAAAUAAAUAUUCUCCCUCAUUAUUUUCGUUAUCACCAAUUAGGAUUACAGAAACAAUAUUGUAUUUGAACACCCCAGUGACUUUUUAGAAAUAGUUUUGUACAUAUAAUUUAUCAGUUCAACAGUUGAUUUGCUCCCAUUUAACUGUUGUGAUUUAUGAAGCCAUUGAACAUUUAUAGUCAAAUAUAUAGGGUAGUGAAAAGUAACAUGAAAUAUUUUGGGAGUAGCAUCCAUUGUACAAAUUUUCUAGAACUAUUCCUGUAUAUAAUGCAUUAACCCUAAUUAAAUAAAUAUUUAAUAGUUAUAGAGGAGUCAACUUUAAAAUGUUACUUGAAUUGUUGAAAUUAUGACUGUAUGGCCUUUAUAAAACAUGAGGUAAUACAGAUUUGGGGAGGUGGAUAGGUUCAAGAAAAACACAGAUUUUAAAUUUUAAAGAAUUGUUCAUGUUGUUAAGCAGUUCUGAGAAGAAAUCUGCUGUGGCCAGUCAGAAAUACUCUGGAGGGGGAAAAAAAUACUCUGAGGGAAAUAGAGAACUAAUUGUUUUCCAGAUAAUAUGAAUCAUUGUGCAAAAUGUUGAGAUCUGGAGAUGAAUAUACUGGCAUUAUUGUGUCUAUAAGCACUGCUCAUCAUGUUUUGGUGUUUAAUCCUCAGCCUUCAAUUAGUGGCACGUGUAAAGCAUCAGAAAACAGAAGAGGAGGGACUCUCCAUUUCAUACAGUUCUACUAAGUUCUUUUGUGCUGUAUGUGAAAAUAGAAAAAAAUAUUUUUUAGGCAAACCAGUCUUCAUUAUAUAAGAUCUUUCUGCUUCAGGUCUACUUAAAUUGACUUAAAAAGAGUUCUUGUUUUAUCAGUGAUAUGCUGUGUGUAAUGGCUUCUUAUUUUUCUACUGUUCUGCAAAAAUUUUGAAGCAAAGUACAGCAUAAUUUGACCAAGUAUUGAAUGUAAGGAGAGCUGACAUGAGGAAAGACAGUGAAUCUUAAUACUGAAAUGGAGGACAUCUUUGAAAAAAGCAGAAACUGGGAUGAGAUAUUGAGCAAUGUACAACACAGCCUUACACUAUCUUGUGCAGGUAUCGGACAAUAAAAAUAGUAGAAGAGGAUUUUAUCUUAUAAUGGUAGCUUUUCCAUGUUAGGUUUUAACUAAAUAAAGAUAAGGAUAUGGGCAUGUCAGAAUACCUUUUGAUGAUUCUGACUCUCCAUUUUAUCCAAAUACCUGUACCUCCUCCAUUCGUGCUCCAGUCCACUGGAGGUGAAUUGGAAAGCUCACCUUUUUAUUACUUAAGGAAAGAUACUGCUUUUAGAGCUCAACAGCACUUUGUAUUUGAAGAGGAACAAGAUGCUUCAGAGCACAUAAAGGCAUUCAUGUAAUAUCUGUUGGCAACUCUUCAAAGCAGCUGUGACUUUUCCUGGAAUUGUGCAAUUGCCCUUCAUAACUGCAGUGCAAUCCUGGAAAAAGACACAUUUAGUUUAAAGUAUUGUCAGCAAGCGCUAUGUGCAGGCCUGUGCACACUUAAAAGAUGUUUUUUCCCUUUGAAUCUGAAAUACUUUACAACCCUAAUUACUUAGGGAGGAGCUGUCAUGUUUAAUGUUGGCUUUAACUAUCUCUGAGCCCAGAUGAAUCAGCUAGUUUUUCAAAAAUACAGAAGCAGUCUCCUUUUUAUUAAAUGCUGGAAAUUAAUUGAUAAAAGUUCUCAAGAAGUUGAAGCUAGAUAUCAUGCAAGGUAUUAUGACUAAAAUAGAUUUAUUUAUUACGUUUUUCAGCUCAGCAUCUGUAAUAUGUUCAUUAAAAUAAGACAUAUCAAAUA
Candoia aspera is the source of this 4214-nucleotide messenger RNA. It is a transcript of the gene PCMT1, whose product is annotated as protein-L-isoaspartate (D-aspartate) O-methyltransferase. Lineage: Eukaryota; Metazoa; Chordata; Lepidosauria; Squamata; Candoiidae. Gene Ontology annotation, molecular function: protein-L-isoaspartate (D-aspartate) O-methyltransferase activity. Gene Ontology annotation, cellular component: cytoplasm. The transcript has 8 exons. The record is from RefSeq and is a predicted model, not a curated record. Gene Ontology annotation, biological process: protein modification process. The coding region runs from base 16 to 894 and encodes 292 amino acids.